GCUUGGUAUGAUGCUGUUGCUAGAUUCAGCUCUUCUCUAUUUCCCUAUCAAGUCGCCGAAUGAUCAAUUGUGUUUUUCAAUUCUCCCUUUACCGCAGGUUUUUACAUAUUCCGGGCUCACCGGAGGCCGUCUCCAUCUACAUGCCUGACGGCUUAACGCUACCGUAUCGUAUCUCAGUCUCCCACUUCAACGCAACCGCUCUCCGCAAAGCCACAGCUUCUAGCGCUCCUAAGCGUGGGCACACUAGAGCAUUAGCCUGCGGGAGACUUGCAAGCAGCUUGGGGAGAUUGUGGCAGCUAGACUCUUUGACCGCGCUUCAUCUUUCGUCAUCACUCAUCAUAGUCGGCAGAUUGAUAACCCCGGCCAGCAUAUCUUGGAAUGCCGGGCUGCUAGUGGCUGCGGUUUAUUUCCAUGCAUCGUGGCAUCGACAGAUAACGUCCAGGCAGAGAUGAAACAAGAGAAAGAGAAAAAGAUCUUUAGUAAAGCAAAGAGCGAAAUUGCAGGACGACAAGACGCGUUGUCACGCCGCGGGAUGACUAACAUUGAACAUGGAGGCUCAAUCACAAGACAGAGUAAUAGUCAAAGCCUAGUUUGAGGCACAUGGCCACGCAUUGGACUCGUGGCCUCUGAGAAAAAGACGCAGCAAAAAAAGAGAGAGAGAGCAAAAAAAUAGACAGAUAGAGCCUUUACUGAAAGCUGUCCUCA
Molecule: messenger RNA, 705 nt
Organism: Trichoderma asperellum CBS 433.97
Lineage: Eukaryota; Fungi; Ascomycota; Sordariomycetes; Hypocreales; Hypocreaceae
Source: RefSeq, a predicted model, not a curated record